Amoebophrya sp. A120 is the source of this 1803-nucleotide messenger RNA. The record is from the annotation of a GenBank genome assembly. NCBI's taxonomy places the organism in Eukaryota, Dinophyceae, Syndiniales, Amoebophryaceae.
AAAAGCCCUUGCGGUGUUGGCUCGGUACGAGGAAAUUUUCGACGUGAAGAGAGGAGGGCAACACUGGAUUUUUCUAUGAAUAACGUGAUCGGACGAGUUUGUACAUGUAGUGCGCGUACUAGGGGUAGCAGAUAAAGUGCACAGCUUCACUGGAGGCUUGAGCAUUCAAAGCUUUCGAUUUGCUCCUUUCCAGACUUUUUUUUACCACCAUAACAAUCUAAUUUUUGGACCCAAUUUGAAAGUUUGUUUCACUCGACCGCAAAAAAAAAAUGCGGUUUCCCGGCAGCGCAACAAGCAACUCAUCCUCCUCGUUCACCUCCUUCUACGUGGACUGCGUGCAGUCGAUGCAAUGCGGCGACACGAAGUCCCCGAACCCACUCACCACACUGAAGAACUCACUCCUCACACCCACCUCCUCCUGCCCCUGCAAGAAGGCGGUCGAGGAGUUUGGCGACCGGAAACUGGUGAGCUCCAACAGCCCGGUCUUUUCCACGGGGGAGCAGAAGUGCGACCCUUUGUCCUACUACUACGACGUGCAACGGGACACCUGGUACAAGUGUUGCGGCCGGCCGCUGGAUAUGCCUUGCAAAUAUGUCUGGGUUUGGAAGUGUGCAAACGUAUCAUGCUAAAUCUGAAUCUUGCAAAUAUCUGUGUUGCGUGACCCGCAGAAGACACCCACUUCUUGCCACCUUCAAGGCGAAUUUCUCAUGCGGAAUAGACAUUAAGAAGGAGAAGCUGCAGCUGCAAAAUUUGUGAUGCGUCCGGAUGCAUUCUGCACCAUCUCAGUGCUGGUCCACGAGAUGCAUGACAAACUUUGCUUUCUUCCAGGCCCAGACAUAUUUGCACUUGAUACUGGACCCAGGGAAGGAAAAACUCCCGCUGAUCGGCGACGCCUUCACCGAGAUGAUUAUUACAGUGAAAAGUGCCCCCCCCACCCCUGAAAUUGCAAAAAUUUGUGAUGCGAAGUUUCCAAAUGAGAACUUUGUGUCAUGCAUGAAAGGAGUAUGAAUCUUUCUGAUGCAGAGUCUAGGCGUGUAUCGCGUCGCUUGCAUGACAAGCGCCGCUCUUGCUGGGGUCUUUUGCAAUACAAAUUUUCGCUGUUCGCGAUUGGUAGCCUGUGAUGCUGAUAGAUGCAAGAGGGCGAGUGUUUCAUUUGGAAAGGUUUGCAAUACAAAUGCUCCCAAGUUCAGGGGUGGGGGCAUCUUUCAUCAUAAUAAUGAUCGACAAACCCUCACUGCUUUUCCCCACCGGCGUGAAAUCUUUUUUGAAAAAAGUAAAGUCCGCGGUGGUGGACAACGCCACGGCGCUGUUCGGCGCGGGCGGCUUUAUGGGAACGCAGGGAAAAAAGCAGCAGUACUGUGUGGAAAUGAAGCGGUCAAAAGGACCGGACGUGUUGGAGUCGAACAGUAAUAUUGAGAAAAAAAGCUAGCAGGACAUAUUUGUCUAUGUAAAAAGAUAUGCUGACGCAUGAGCAAGAAAAAACGAUGCUUUGGACCCGCCGGUGACAUAAUUUUUUGCCUACUUCUUCUUUUUGCAUUUAGGAAUAUGCCCUACUAAUAGGUUUUUUCCCAUGGGAUAGCCACUCCGUUGAUGGACGCCAACGACGUGCGCAAUGGCAACGCGUUCGAAGUGCCGCGGUACAACAACCAGCUGAUCUGCAUGACGCCGAAGUUUAGCAAGCUGCUGCACCAGGAGCGGGGCGACUGCAUGUGUUGGAACAGUCGGGAGGAGUGCAUACGAAUAGGAAAAUACGGCAAGCGAACGCCGGGGAUGGGGCAUAGAUACAAUGUCUUUUUUGUAUGA